Molecule: messenger RNA, 1869 nt
Organism: Hevea brasiliensis (rubber tree)
Lineage: Eukaryota; Viridiplantae; Streptophyta; Magnoliopsida; Malpighiales; Euphorbiaceae
Product: F-box/FBD/LRR-repeat protein At1g13570
Exons: 5
Coding region: 262-1575 (437 amino acids)
Molecular function (GO): protein binding
Source: RefSeq, a predicted model, not a curated record
AGCGUAGUUUUUCUUGCCGCCUUAUACCAGAGUGAGCUGGAUAAGUUCUCUGUGGAAGAAUGAAUUUGUGUGAUCAGGAUAUUGGCUCCUUUCUUUAAUCAGCAGUGAGUAUUAGAAGAUAUUGUUGAAAAGGAUUUUACUUUUGACUAAGUCUAGAAAUAUCCUGUUCAGUGCAAGCCCAGUAAGCUGUCUAGGGGCACUGAAAGCAGCAAUUUUUUCUAGAGAUAAUCCAGGCUUGGGUUUCAGUACAUAUAAACUAUAAUGGAGAGAAUUUGUGUUGGUGGUGCUUUAGAUAGAAUCAGUGACCUUCCAAGCAAUGUAAUAGACCACAUCCUAGCAUGUUUGCCACUAAAAGACGCUGCGAGGACCAGUACAUUGUCAAAGAAGUGGAAGGAAAAAUGGCAUACGGUGCCACAUAUUAUAGUUGAUGAGAACUUUUUCCAUGAAAGGUCACAACGGAAGCUUGAGGGCAUAAUCAAUUAUAUCCUCAUUAGACAUGAAGGGAAUAUUGAGAAAUUUUCUGUGUCUGUUGAAAAAGUGAAAGACUGUUACAACAUGAAGUUGUGGAUAUGGAGUCUAUUGCAGAAGUCAAUUAAGGAACUGUCCCUCAUUAUCCGCAGAGGUCAGCACAAUGAAGUACCAUCUGAUUUGUUUUCUUGUCAGCAGUUGAGAAAGUUAAGCCUCCGCCAUUUUGAGAUUAAACAGGCACAUUCAUUCAAAGGAUUUCAUAAUCUUAUUAGCCUUAAGUUGAACAAAGUUAACAUAGCAACUGCCAUUUUUGAAAGUCUUAUUUCUAGAUGCCCUCUUCUUGAACAAUUGACUGUAAGAAACUUGAGCUGCAUUGAUCAUCUUCACAUCAAUGUCCCCAAACUCAAGUAUUUUUGCUUUGAUGGAGAAUUCCAAUCUAUGUGUUUCAAUACCCCACUUCUCGAGGUUUUGUCUAUCAAUUUAUAUCGAAUUGGUUCUGAGAAUAACCAGUUUGAUCUAAGAUUCAAAUUCCGUGGUCUUCCACCUCUAAUUAAGGAGCUUUAUGUGCGAUGUCGAUUUCAGAAGUUCUUGGAUGCAGGUGAUACAUUUAAUGAAGUUUCAAAUUCUUAUAGCCAUCUGAGGACCCUUGGAAUCAACGCAUUUUGUUUCGAAAAGGUGGAUGAAGUUGCAAGUUUGCUCUCUUUGAUUGGAGGAGCCUUAAACUUACAAAUACUUGAUAUAAAAGCAUGCAGCUGCAAAAAUGAAGCUGUCUCUGAACCUAUUCUACAAUUUUGGGAAGAGCAAAAUCAUCUUCCUUUAUCCUUGAACCAAUUGCAGAAAGUGACAUUGAGAUCUUUCCAUGGUAAAGAUUUUGAGAUGAGGUUUAUCCAAUUUGUGCUGGCAAAUUCGCCUAUCCUCAAGGAGAUAACUGUUGAAUGCAUGAAGAAUCCUGACUUCAACCAGGAUGAAGUAAAGGCAGUAUUGGUGCCAUUAUGUAUGGCUUCAACAGAAUUCAAUUGGGUUGGAGGGACUUAUGAUUCCGGCAGUGAUGAUUCCUCAGAUUCCGAUGACAACUCAAACAGUCCAUACUCUUCUGAUAGUGAUUAGUUCUCAGGCGUAUCCUUAUUCUGAUUUUCAAAGGGGAGUGGACAACGCUGAAAAAGAAUGGUGGAGUUGUUUGAUCUCAAAUUUUUGCACUAGGAUGGCUUUGGUUUUGGACUGAGAAUUGCAUUACAUGAAUGAGAGAAAGCAAGAGAGUUGCAUGACUUGUUGCUGUUUAAAGUGUACAUGAAUAAAUUGAUGAGUGCAUCUGUUUAUGCAUAUAUUUUACACCUUAACCUUCCUCUCCCUUCUUAAGCUCCAGAAUGGGGCCUGAAUAAAGAAUAUCCAUCCCUUAAGAUA